CAGCUCCUCUCUCUCCCUCUCUCUCUCUCUCUCUCUCUCUCUCUCCCUCCUACUCUUUCACACUCUCUUUUUCUUUCUUUCCUUCUUGCUUCAGUUUAGGACACCCAUCCCCGCCUCCUUACACGGCGGCGUCUCUGUACCCUUUUGAGAGAUUAAAGGCUUCAACUUUAUCAAAGUCUUAUAUUUGAAGUGAUUCUCUGUUUAACAUAAUAAGAGUUCAUUUAUUCAACGUAAAAAGCUUUCAACUUUGAAGACGCAACAACUGACAAAUUUUAGCAUAAAAGUUUCAGCUUUUUUCUAUACACAGGACAAAAAUAAAGAGAGAGGCUUUUGGGUUUUUCUCUGCUGACAAAAACUUCAAUUAAAGUCGUCUUGUUGGCUUUCACUGAACUUUUCUUUUCGGUUGAAGUUUGAGUGAUUUUGGAGUUGGGUAUUUUCCUUUUUUGUGUUGCUCCACCGUAAGGUGAAAGAUUUCUUCUUUAGCUUCUCUGGCAAUGCAGGCUUUGAACUCUUGUCCUUAAAAAUCAUUUGGUUUUGGGAAUGGAAUCUUUGAUCAGUUACCUACCCCAGACAAGGUAAAGAAACCACUCUCCACUCUAGAAUUGGGCUCUCAACAUCAAUUCUGCAGUCGUGGGAAGCUUCACUCAUUACAUAUCUGUCUAUCAUCUAUGAAAUUAAUGAUUGGAGAAUAAGGGGUAGAGGUGAAAAAGAUGAUGGAAAAUAAAAGAAGUCCAUGCUCUGUCGACCAGGGCACUCUCACUUCUCUUGCGACCAAACGGCAUAAGGCUGAUCUUUCUAUCUCCACAAAGGAGAGAAAAGAGAAGCUUGGUGAACGCAUUGUCGCUCUUCAGCAGCUUGUUUCACCUUAUGGGAAGACAGAUACUGCAUCUGUCCUUCUGGAGGCAAUGGAAUACAUCCGAUUUCUUCACGAACAAGUUAAGGUGUUGAGUGCUCCAUACCUCCAAGGUGCACCAACAACUCAGAUGCAGGAAUUAGAGCAAUACAGUCUGAGAAAUAGAGGCUUAUGUCUUGUACCAAUCACUUGCACUAUCGGAGUUGAUCGCAGCAAUGGAGCUGAUAUCUGGGCCCCCAUCAAGAACACUUCUCCGAAAUUUGAGAAGGCUAUUUAAUAAUUCCAUUGCUAAUCAACAUUGGAAGAUCGCUUACAGUGUCUACAAUGCUUGGUGGUAUAAAAGGGUAACCAACUUAAUUAAUGCACAGCAAAUUUUUGUCAGGCAGAAGCAACUUCGAGAGGUGCAAAAAUAGUCUUACAAGUAUGGUGGUUUCAAAGAACCAAUCUGAGAUGUAGUAGUUCAUUGCUAUUCUAUUCUGACUUUAGCUGGUAAUGGGAUGUAGCCCUUCUAAUAUGUAUGGGUAUCUCUUCUGAUUAGGCAGAAUAUGUAUUUAUAAACCUCACUUGUAUAAUGAUCCUAACAAAGGAUUAAUGAAAUAUAUGGGGGUGGUUCCUGGUUUAUUUCUUA
Ricinus communis (castor bean) is the source of this 1481-nucleotide messenger RNA. RefSeq names its product transcription factor bHLH153. NCBI's taxonomy places the organism in Eukaryota, Viridiplantae, Streptophyta, Magnoliopsida, Malpighiales, Euphorbiaceae. The coding region runs from base 711 to 1130 and encodes 139 amino acids. The transcript is spliced from 7 exons. Gene Ontology annotation, molecular function: RNA polymerase II cis-regulatory region sequence-specific DNA binding; protein dimerization activity; DNA-binding transcription factor activity, RNA polymerase II-specific. Gene Ontology annotation, biological process: regulation of transcription by RNA polymerase II. The record is from RefSeq and is a predicted model, not a curated record. Gene Ontology annotation, cellular component: nucleus.